Balaenoptera acutorostrata (minke whale) is the source of this 462-nucleotide messenger RNA. It is a transcript of the gene PSPN, whose product is annotated as persephin. Gene Ontology annotation, molecular function: receptor tyrosine kinase binding; growth factor activity; glial cell-derived neurotrophic factor receptor binding. The transcript is spliced from 2 exons. The coding region runs from base 1 to 462 and encodes 153 amino acids. Lineage: Eukaryota; Metazoa; Chordata; Mammalia; Artiodactyla; Balaenopteridae. The record is from RefSeq and is a predicted model, not a curated record.
AUGGCCACAGGACGAGUCCUGCUAGGCUCUCUGCUGCUCCUGAUCCUGCACUUGGACCUCCGCGGGGGCCCUGGGGCCUGGGGGGCUUCGGUGGCGGAGGAGGAGCUCUUGUCUGAGCCAGUGGUGGAGAGAGGGACCCGGAGGCCACAGCUGGGCGCCCGCCCGCGCCGAGCCCUGGCUGGCCCGUGCCAGCUGUGGAGCCUACCCUUGCCCGUGGCCGAGCUGGGCUUGGGCUACACGUCGGAGGAGACGGUCAUCUUCCGCUACUGUGCCGGCAGCUGUCCCCGUGGCGCCCGCACCCAGCACGGCCUGACGCUGGCCCGGCUGCGGGGCCAGGGCCGAGCCCACGGUGGGCCCUGCUGCCGCCCCACCCGCUACGCCGAUGUGGCCUUCCUCGACGACCGCCACCGCUGGCAGCGGCUGCCCCAGCUCUCGGCGGCAGCCUGUGGCUGCGGCGGCUAA